Messenger RNA from Perognathus longimembris pacificus (Pacific pocket mouse), 1258 nucleotides. RefSeq names its product brain-specific serine protease 4-like. The record is from RefSeq and is a predicted model, not a curated record. Bases 67 to 1044 code for a protein of 325 amino acids. The transcript is spliced from 6 exons. Gene Ontology annotation, molecular function: serine-type endopeptidase activity. Lineage: Eukaryota; Metazoa; Chordata; Mammalia; Rodentia; Heteromyidae. Gene Ontology annotation, biological process: proteolysis.
CCCAGCCCAGCCCCAGUCCCACGGCCUCCGCUCCCUGGAGACACUGCAUCUCCACCCUUGGAGGCCAUGGAGCUUUCCAGAACACCCUCAGGCCUGGGUGGGGGUCGGGGGACCCUCUCUGUGCUGCUGCUGCUUCUGGUUCCCACCGCCACCCUCAGUGCGGCCGCGAUCUCGGCACCCCCAGAGUGUGGAAGGCCGCAGCAGCUGAGCAGGGUCGUGGGUGGCCAGGACAGUAGGGACGCUGAGUGGCCUUGGAUCGUGAGCAUCCGCAAGAAUGGCACCCACCACUGCGCGGGCUCCCUGCUCACCAGGCACUGGGUGGUCACUGCUGCCCACUGCUUCAAGGGUUAUCUGGAUGAGCUCUCCCUGUUCUCCGUGCUGCUGGGGGCCUGGGAAUUGGAGAACCCAGGCCCUCGGGCCCAGCAGGUGGGCAUCGCCUGGGUGCUGCCCCACCCCCGGUAUUCCUGGAAGGAGGCCGCGGGCGCAGACAUCGCCCUGGUGCGCCUCGAUGCCCCCAUCCAGUUCUCAGAGCGGGUCCUGCCCAUCUGCCUUCCGGAUGCUUCUGUCCGUCUCCCACCACACACCCAGUGCUGGAUCGCAGGCUGGGGGAGCAUCCGUGAUGGAGUGCCCCUGCCCCACCCUCAGACCCUGCAGAAGCUGAGGGUGCCCAUCAUCGACUCAGAGAUCUGCAGCCUCCUGUACUGGCGGGGAGCGGGGCAAGAAGCCAUCACCAAUGACAUGCUGUGUGCGGGGUACCUGGAAGGGCAGCGGGAUGCUUGCCUGGGUGACUCCGGAGGUCCCCUCAUGUGCCAGAUCGAGGGCUCCUGGCUGCUCGGGGGCAUCAUCAGCUGGGGCGAGGGCUGCGCAGAGCGAAACAGACCCGGCGUUUACACCAACCUCCUGGCCCACCGCUCCUGGGUGCAGAGGGUCGUGCAAGGGGUGCAGCUCCGCGGGCGCUCGAGGGGCGGAGGGCAGACCCCGUCCCCAGCGGGGAGGCGAGGGAUUCGGGAGACCCCGGACCACCUGCCACUUCCUCCCUUGUAAAUAGAUCAUUCGCCUCCGGGGGGCGCUCGCGGGCUGUGCCAGGUAGAGGCCACGCCCACCGACCCGGACCACGCCCACAUAGAGCCACGCCCUCAGACCACGGCCACGCCUCCUCGGCAGCGGUCACCUGUGUGUAAAUACGUUGUUUCUGAUUUUUACAGUGCUUUGUAAUCCUGCCCCCAUAUUUAUUCUCCCGGUUCCAAUAAAUUAUUUA